CCCAGUCCUGCUCGCAACAGUGACGUCAGCGCGCAGCGGCGGUGCAGUGACGCUCGGCGAUUGGGUAAGCGAAGAGCUAAACUGUAUUAUACAGUAAAAAAGACAAGACGCCGAUAACAAAAACAGCUGCGGCCGCAUGAGGCCAACUAGGGAUACACUAGCACUUUUCGGGUUCACGCUAUAAAGAUUUCGGAUGUCACGAUGGCUGCACACUUCACAAUUUCCGACAGCGAGUCAGAGACAUCGGAGGAGGUAGAGGAAGGAAAAAAUAAGCAACCAUCAACUGUGCAAGAGCAGCCGCUUUCUCAACGCCACUUCCCCACACUACCAGAGCUCAGAAUUGCAGCGACCGGUCGAAUCAGGCUGAACUCUGAGUCCCACGCUUCCACUGUCUCCAGAGACGAGGAGCUCCAGGCUAAGGGGGAAGACGAGGCUGGUACGCCCACUGACGGAGCUCCAUUCAGGGGACGGUCCAAGUCAGCUCCCCCUGCUUUGUGGGCAGCCAAGAAAUAUGGCCGGCAGCUCCGAAGGAUGAGCGACGAGUUUGACAGCCUGCUAGACAAAGGGGAAAUGAGGAGGGUGAGGAGUGCUGGGACGACCAAACAGAUGCACCACUCUAAAAGCUGGUGGAGCUACCUCUUCAGUCACCAGGAGACAGAGGGAGAGACCAACCACCAUGACAACCACACACACCGCACUGAAUAGGGACUGAGAGAGGAAAUAAAGAGUGACACAAGGUUUGAGGAAUCACUGGGAAUGAGAAGAAGGCAAUGGGGAAGCCAAGAGAACAGCUGUGUUGAGAACAUGACCUGAUCUGAGAAGGGACGGAAGAAAGGUUGGUUUAAACAAAAAGAGAACGAUCCAAACACAAAGGCAUGGCUAAGUGGAUGGCUAGGUGUUCCAUCCUAGUCAUGUCAUUUUUAUACGCCAUUGGUAACAACAUUUCAAUUAUUUUUUGGUAUUUGUGUUGGUUGUGAUGUUAACAAUAUUGCUGGGCAGCCCACUGUGAAAUGGUAAAAGUCAGUCAGGCUUGAGAAUGGACUGUUGGCUAUCUGAACCCCAUAGAAUGGAUGAGAUGAUAGGCCAAGAGAGGAGAGAUGAUCUCUUAAAAACACAAAGAAGGAUAAGCAUAUAAGUUGAGCAAUGACCACUCAGUUAAAAGAUGCUUCAGUUGUCUCUCCCAUCAACACUAUGCAAUAUACUGUAGAGGGAGAGAUAAAUGCACUGAAAU
This is a messenger RNA of Sander lucioperca (pikeperch), 1231 nucleotides long. It is a transcript of the gene badb, whose product is annotated as BCL2 associated agonist of cell death b. Lineage: Eukaryota; Metazoa; Chordata; Actinopteri; Perciformes; Percidae. The coding region runs from base 202 to 705 and encodes 167 amino acids. Gene Ontology annotation, biological process: apoptotic process. The transcript has 4 exons. The record is from RefSeq and is a predicted model, not a curated record.